Paraglomus occultum is the source of this 327-nucleotide messenger RNA. The record is from the annotation of a GenBank genome assembly. NCBI's taxonomy places the organism in Eukaryota, Fungi, Glomeromycota, Glomeromycetes, Paraglomerales, Paraglomeraceae.
AUGUCUCUGGACAAAAUACUUGAAGACGUUACGCUUAAACGCUAUUCGCAGAAUGAAAUUGUAAACCGCACGAUUGUCGGCAACGGUGGGUUUGGCGUGGUAUAUAAGGCACAGUUGAAGCAUACAGACGUAAAUGUUGCAUUGAAGAUGUUAUUUACGAACGAGGAGCAGGAUUCGUGUGAGAAGUUGGUUAAAGAGUUAAAAACUCACAAGAUGGUAGAUGACCAUCCAAAUGUUAUCCGCUGUUUUGGUUUAUACAUAGGUAAAAAAAAUGUUAAAUACAUUGAAUUUGAUUUAUAUUUCGAGAUUCAUGGUUUGUUUGUUUGA